Messenger RNA from Opisthocomus hoazin, 1624 nucleotides. The record is from RefSeq and is a predicted model, not a curated record. Lineage: Eukaryota; Metazoa; Chordata; Aves; Opisthocomiformes; Opisthocomidae.
GUGGUUUGGCAGCUCAGCCAAAAUACAAGGUUUCAGCAAAUUUCAUCUUUUGUGUUUCAGGAUUACAAUGAUGAAAUUCGUCAGGAGCAGCUGAGGGAACUGUCGUAUUUGAACGGUUCUGAGGAUUCAGUACGUGGACGGGGCAUUCGAGGAAGAGGGAUCCGUGUGCCACCUGCAGCUCCUUCAAGGGGACGUGGGGGUGCAGUUCCUCCCCCCCCGCCCGGACGAGGUGCCCAAGCUCCCAGAGGAACGCCAGUGACCCGCGGACCCCCCCCCGUCCCACCGGUGGCCAGGGGCGUCCCCACCCCCCGAGCACGGGCUGCCCCGGCUGUCCCGGGCUACCGACCGCCCCCACCGCCCGCGCACGAGGCCUACGAGGAAUACGGAUACGAUGAUGGAUAUGGGGGUGAAUAUGAUGAUCCAAGCUAUGAGGCAUAUGAUAACAGUUAUGCCACCCAAACACAAAGUGUGCCUGAGUAUUAUGACUACGGUCACGGAACAAGUGAAGAGGCUUAUGACAGCUACGCACAAGAAGAAUGGGCCACAACCCGUUCCAGCCUAAAGGCACCACCUCCAAGGUCAGCCAGAGGGGGUUACAGGGAACACCCCUAUGGUAGAUAUUGAAGGUCCUCCUCAUCUGUGACCUCAUCUCAAAGACAGUUAAUAGCCUGUGGUCUCCACAUAAACAGCAACAAGACAAGUAAUAGUCCAUUUCUUUUCUAUCCUAGGGAUUACUGCUCAUUAUUAUCCUAUGUACUAAUUGUAUUUCCUAUAACAUUCAAGUGACAUCAUUGGCAUUAGUAGUAUUUUAUAACACGGACUUAAAAAAACAGAGACAAAACACUUUUGGCAAGCAUUGUCUAUAAACCAUUCAAAGGUGAUGUUCUGUUGGUUGUAUUCAUUGCUGUGUGUAACUUAAAAAGCAUGACACUGUUACAGAUCUUGAGUCUCUCUACAUACUAGCUAAGGCUGAGUUUUUGUUUAGGGUUGCUGAAAGACUGUAAACUGAAGUGCUUUUUUUCCUUUUUUUUUUUUUUGAACCAGACAAUAAUCAAGCUGUAGAUAAGAUGUUUUAACCUGUCUUUUUUAAUAUAUGUUAGUUUAGAUUAAGAUGUUCAAUAUUAAGUUUGUAAAUUUAAUUUUAAAUGCUGUUUUAAUGGGGUUGAAAACAAGCAGCUACUGUAUGUAUGUAGCUAACUGAAUUUGUUCAGUGUUUUAACCUGUAUUUGUUAAAAAAAAUCACAUAAAGUUCCAUGUGUAAGCUUCUCUAAAUAGGAAACCAUAAUUUUGUCAAAUAUGUUUGCCAUAAUUUGUCAAUAAAGCUGAAACCUUUUGUAACAAACUAAAUUUGGAAUUACUUGUUUUCUAGCUUUAAAUGCCUGCUUUAUUUCUUUUUCAAGAGAUGCCUAAAAUGUUUUUUAUAUAAAAAUUACAAAAAUGAACCCAAGCCUGUUUUAAGAUUUUUUGUGUAAGACUUUAAAAGUUGUAUUAAUAACUUCUGGUUGUUAAAUAAUUUAAAAGUUAACAAUCUAAACUGUUACAUGAAUCAUGGUUAGUAUCCACUAAUGUAUAACAUGUUAAUGGAAAAAUAUGCUUUAGAACAAUAAAUGGAUUUUAAACUAUC